AUGACUGCCGACCCAGUCGAAGGUGACUACAUGAGUCUGGGCGCUGCUCUCAUGCACCCACUCUCGCGAAGCAGCUGCCACAUUUCGUCCAGCGAUCGUGAAGUACACCCGAUCAUCGACCCUCGAUAUCUAAGCCAUCCACUCGACCUGGAGGUGUUCGCUCAGCACCUCAUGGCUAUAGAAGUGCUUACUAAAACAGAACCUCUAGCGGGGUUCCUCAAGCCCAACGGCCGACGGGCCCAACCGGGGCCCAAUGGAGCAAAGGUCGACACAUUAAACAGAGCAAAGGAGUACAUCCGUGCUACAACGCUCAGUGACAACCAUCCUGUUGGGACUUGUACUAUGCUGCCUCGUGAAAAGGGCGGCGUUGUAGAUUCAGCUCUUAAGGUGUACGGAGUCGACAAGCUAAGGAUCGUCGACUCGAGUAUCAUGCCCAUCAUUCCGCGAGCUAAUACGCAGACGACGGUUUAUGCUGCUGCGGAGAACGCGGCGGAUUUGAUUAAGACUGAAUAUUCAAUCUAA
Cryphonectria parasitica EP155 is the source of this 522-nucleotide messenger RNA. RefSeq names its product glucose-methanol-choline oxidoreductase. Lineage: Eukaryota; Fungi; Ascomycota; Sordariomycetes; Diaporthales; Cryphonectriaceae. Gene Ontology annotation, molecular function: oxidoreductase activity, acting on CH-OH group of donors; flavin adenine dinucleotide binding. The coding region runs from base 1 to 522 and encodes 173 amino acids. The transcript has a single exon. The record is from RefSeq and is a predicted model, not a curated record.